Engraulis encrasicolus (European anchovy) is the source of this 3633-nucleotide messenger RNA. RefSeq names its product thrombospondin 3a (gene thbs3a). Gene Ontology annotation, cellular component: extracellular region. Gene Ontology annotation, molecular function: heparin binding; calcium ion binding. Lineage: Eukaryota; Metazoa; Chordata; Actinopteri; Clupeiformes; Engraulidae. The transcript has 23 exons. The coding region runs from base 397 to 3315 and encodes 972 amino acids. The record is from RefSeq and is a predicted model, not a curated record. Gene Ontology annotation, biological process: cell adhesion.
UAAAACACACACAACGAACUAUUUCCAUAAUUGUUUUAUUUUGCCUACGGUCACAGUCCUUGUUUCAAAUAGUUACAAUUAUGCAGCGAGUUUUGUGAGAAGAGAGUCGCGUGUACUACUCCCGUGCGCGCGGGAAGGUUUGGAGGGAGGAAUCGGCUGGGCUGCCUCUCCUCGUCAUAAAUCAACAGCGUGAGGUGGGCAACUGACGGGGACGCUCGCUGCUCGGAAGGGGUCCUCAUCAUCAUCGCACUCGGCUCCCCAGUUCCCGCCGCAACAUCAUUCCCAUAAGGCGAAACAUCUGGGAACUUUUGGACAACACCGAUUUUGAGCAGGAGACAAACUAUUUGAACACUUUUGAGGACUAGCAACGCCGUGCUUUUUUUUCUCCUUGGGACCAUGGGGGCUAAACAGUACAUUGCAUUUUGGAUGUUAUUUUCUGUGUGGCAGAAUAUCUGCAUUUGCGAGCCGCUGGAUAAACAGGAUAUGCAAGUGAUCGACCUGAUGGCGCUGUCGGACCUGAAGCAGACGGUGGCGGCGGUGGAGAAGGUGGCGGGGGCCAUGAAGACCCAGAGUGACAUCUACGUGGCGUCCACGCUGCGCAUCCCCAACAAGCUGGGCGGAGUCCUGCUCGGCCUCUACAGCAAGCAGGACAACAAGAAGUUCAUCGAGAUCGCCAUCAUGGGCAAGAUCAACAAAGUCUUGGUGCGCUACGUCAGGCAGGACGGCAAACUUCACACCGUCAACCUGCAGAACGCCAACCUGGCGGACGGCCGCACCCACUCCAUCAUCCUGCGGGUGGGCGGCCUGCGACGCGAGAACCUGCACCUGGAGCUCUACGUGGACUGCAGGCUGGCCGACUCCGGGCAGCGCCUCCCCCAGCUGGUGCCCCUGCCCUCCAACCCCGAGCUCGUGGACAUCCGCAACGGAGUCAAGGCCUACGCUCGAGUUCAGGGUGGUGUGGACUCCUUGAAAUUUGCACUUGGGGGCAGUGUGGCUCAGGCUGGAGCUCUGACUGACUGUCCUUUCCAGGGAGACUCGGGAACAGCCUACAACGCAGUUAACGGAGAGAUGAACUCCAUACUUGGGGAUCACACGAAGGCUCUGAUAGGUCAGCUGAUCAUCUUCAACCAGAUCUUGGGGGAACUCAGAGAGGACAUCAGGGAACAGGUGAAAGAAAUGUCUCUGAUCAGAAACACUAUUUUGGAGUGCCAAGUAUGCGGUUUCCACGAGGUUCCUGCUCCUGUGGCUUCACGGUCACGUUGCUCCCCCAGCCCCUGCUUCAAGGGCGUACCCUGCAUGGAGAUUGUGGAGUUCCCUGGAUACCGCUGCGGACCCUGCCCCGACGGAACCAGGGGCAACGGAACACACUGCCAGGACAUCGAUGAGUGCUUCCUAGCUCAGCCCUGCUACUCCAGGGGGGGCUGUGUCAACACGGCCAAGGGAUUCGCCUGUGAACCCUGCCCUCCAGGCCUCUGGGGGCCGCCACUGACUGGGGUCGGCGUGGAGUUUGCCAAGAGUCACAAACAGGAAUGCAUGGACAUUGACGAGUGUGUGGAAGUCAGCAAUGCCUGCACCCCCAACUCUUUUUGCACAAAUACUAUUGGUUCCUACCUAUGUGGAGGUUGUAAGGUUGGCUACAUGGGCAACCAGACAGCAGGCUGCCACCCGCGGAGGACCUGCGCCUCUCUGGACUUCAACCCCUGUGACAGCAAUGCCCACUGCAUCAUCGAGAGGAACGGAGACGUAUCCUGUGCAUGCAAUGUGGGCUGGGCAGGUAAUGGCAACACCUGUGGCAAGGACACGGAUAUCGACGGCUACCCCGACCGCUCACUGCCCUGCAUGGACAACAACAAACACUGCAAACAGGACAACUGUGUGUUGACACCAAACUCGGGUCAGGAGGACGCUGACAACGACGGCAUUGGGGACCAAUGUGACGACGACGCAGAUGGAGAUGGCAUCAAGAACGUGGAGGAUAACUGUCGACUGGUGGCCAACAAAGACCAGCAGAACUCCGACACGGACUCCUUCGGGGACGCGUGCGACAACUGUCCCAAUGUCCCCAACAUCGACCAGAAGGACACGGAUGGCAACGGGCAAGGAGACGCGUGUGACAACGACAUCGACGGAGAUGGUGUCCCUAAUGCCCUGGACAACUGUCCCAAAGUGCCCAAUCCCAUGCAGACCGACCGAGACAGGGACGGUGUGGGAGACGCCUGUGACAGCUGUCCUGAGACCAGCAAUCCCAUGCAGUCGGACAUUGACAACGACCUGGUGGGAGACGUCUGUGAUACCAAUCAGGACAGUGAUGGAGAUGGCCACCAGGACUCGAGGGACAACUGCCCCGACGUCCCCAACAGCUCCCAGCUGGACUCAGAUAACGACGGCCUGGGAGACGACUGUGACGAGGACGACGACAACGACGGCAUCCCCGAUAACGGGGUGUGGGGCGGGCGCGGACCGGACAACUGCCGGCUAAUCCCCAAUCCCAACCAGAAAGACUCCAAUGCUAACGGUGUCGGUGACGUGUGUGAAAACGACUUUGACAAUGACUCUGUGAUGGACGAGGCCGACGUGUGUCCCGAGAGUGCAGAGGUCACGCUGACGGACUUCAGGGCCUUCCAGACCGUCAUCUUAGACCCCGAGGGUGACGCUCAGAUCGACCCCAACUGGGUCGUCCUUAACCAGGGAAUGGAGAUCGUUCAGACAAUGAACAGUGACCCAGGGUUGGCUGUGGGAUACAUUGCCUUCAACGGGGUAGAUUUCGAGGGCACGUUCCACGUCAACACGAUAACGGAUGACGACUACGCCGGCUUCAUCUUCGGCUACCAGGACUCCUCCAGCUUCUACGUGGUCAUGUGGAAACAGACGGAGCAGACGUACUGGCAGUCGGUUCCCUUCCGGGCCACGGCAGAACCUGGACUGCAGCUCAAGGCGGUGAAGUCUCGUACAGGUCCUGGCGAGUACCUGCGUAACGCCCUGUGGCACGCGGGAGACACGGAGGGCGAGGUGAAGCUGCUGUGGCAGGACCCGCGCAACGUGGGCUGGAGCGACAAGACCUCGUACCGCUGGCACCUCAGCCACAGGCCCCAGGUGGGCUACAUCAGGGUGCGUCUGUACGAGGGCACUGAGAUGGUGGCGGACUCCGGAGUGCUGGUGGACACGACCAUGAGGGGCGGCAGGCUGGGAGUCUUCUGCUUCUCACAGGAGAACAUCAUCUGGUCCAACCUGCGCUACCGCUGCAACGAUACCAUUCCAGACGACUUCAACCGCCAUCGUGAAGGUGAAAGAACCAUGAUGCACAUAAAAGUGUGAACAGGAGGGACAGUUUGAGGAUGGUUUGAGUGAGCGAGCGAGAGAGAGAGAGAGAGAGAGAGAGAGAGAGAGAGAGAGAGAGAGAGAGAGUGAGUAUGGAGAAUUAAAAUGGCCACCGCGCCCUGGAUGGACAACAGAAGACUUGCACUGGCCUCCCAUGGCAUCCACUGGGCCUGUAUACCAGCUACUUGGAGUGUAAGAGGGCCGUCUUUCUUUAAAGGUGCACUGUGUAAUAUUGUUAGUUGUUUAUUUCCAGAAUUCAUGCUGCCCAUUCACAAAUGUUACCUUUUUCAUGAAUAAUUAUCACCACCAUCAAAU